Biomphalaria glabrata is the source of this 8161-nucleotide messenger RNA. RefSeq names its product multidrug resistance-associated protein 1-like. The record is from RefSeq and is a predicted model, not a curated record. Gene Ontology annotation, cellular component: membrane. Gene Ontology annotation, molecular function: ATP binding; ABC-type transporter activity; ATP hydrolysis activity. The transcript has 33 exons. The coding region runs from base 3163 to 7797 and encodes 1544 amino acids. Lineage: Eukaryota; Metazoa; Mollusca; Gastropoda; Planorbidae. Gene Ontology annotation, biological process: transmembrane transport.
GUGGUUUGGUUAUGGUUAUGCCUUAUGGUAGUACUAGUAAACUAGUAGCAAUUAUACAUAAAACACUGAACCAUAAUCUUCAAAUACAAAAACAAAAUUUAAUAAAAUACUCAGAAAGACACAAAGAUAAAAUAAAGGCACAUUCCUCAGGAAAACCAGUGACUUGGCAGAAUUUAAGUAAUUGGUUAAUAUGCAUGACUGAAUGCAUGACGCGUAAUGUAGGACAUAAUCAUCUUCUUUUUUGAAGUAACGUCUAUAUUAUAUAAGAUAAGAUAACUAGUAGUACUACAGUAGUACUACAGGCUACUACUAGUAAUACUAGUACUAUACUCUUUAGUAGUUUAAGAACUCUAAGUAGUCUAAGAAGUGGAGCCCAGCCAGGGCCAGGUUUAUUAUUAGUUUAUAAAUAUUAUUAAAAAUAUUAUUAUUAUUUAUAUUAUAUUAUAAAUACAUUCAUGAUGAUAGUUCUAUGACAUGAUACUGUAUUGUAUGGCUCCUCAUGUCUCAGAAGACAAUGGAUGCACCCAGGUGAAUCAAUGGCUUUGGUUUCGUCUUGAGACUGAGCAGACUCUGGUGUAACUGAUCAAGCUGAUUCGUGCAUGUAUAUGCAUCUGACUUAGGGCUAGUUGACAGGGCAGCUUUCUUCUUCUUUCUCUUGACUGCUGCAGCUUCGCUUCUUUUGCUCUCGGCGAAGUUCUUACCAGUUAUGGGCCAGCACGUACAGUCAUGUCUCCAUGUUGUCCGGUCUUGGGCUAUCUCAUCUCACAUACUUUGUUCGAUGCCAGUGGUUCUCAUGUCUAGCUUACAGACAUCUCUGUAGGUUAGUCACUAUAUAUGCUGAGCUUGCAGAGGGAGUCAGACCCAAGGGCCGCCCAUGACAUGAUAUAUAAUAUUUAAAUAUAUAUAUAUAUAAAUUUAUGAUUGAUAUUCAAAUUUCAAUGAUAUUCAGUAUACAAUAAUCUGAUAUUCAAGUAGCAUUAGGACUUAGGCUAGAACUGAGUAAUAGACUAUCCUUGUCUAUUAUCUAUAGAAUAUAGAUCUAGAUCUAGAUUCUAGAUCUUUAUGUCUAUGGGGAUUCUAGGCUUAGGGAAAGGCUUCAUGUUUGUACUUUAAUAGGACUAGGUCUAUAUUUUCUAUAUAGGUCUAGCCAUCUAUGAUCUAUUAUAGGUCUAUAAUACUAGAUUGACUAGAUUAAUAGUCUAUAUGGCUUGUUGUAUCAUUCAAUUAUGUCAUGUAAUUAAUUAAAUUUGUAAUAUAGACUUAUAUAAAUCUAGACCAACAAUAAUAAAUCUGUGCUAUUUAUAGAAAUAUUUUUACAUUUAAGAAAGAGGUAUCUGUUUUAAUGUUACCCUGAUUGCAUUUUAAAUGCAUUUUUGAAAAAUAAGCGGAAAGACCUGAAUUAAAAGUUGAGGACUUAAGCCUCCUGAAGCCAACACACUAACCAUUGUGCCAGCGAAUCACUUAUGAAAGAUUCCUCUAAAAAAAUUUCUAGCCAGUGAAUUCCAGUCAGUGAUGGAUAUUCAGAAAAAAACAAACAUUGGUGCAUAUGACACUAAUUUCAUAGUGGUCUCCCCUGUUUCUAUACACAUACAUGAACAAAUAAAUGCACACCUUGAUUCACUUGAUCUAGAUUUCUCGCACUCUCUCUUUCCAUCUCUGUCUCUUUCUCUGGAACCCCCUAUUUGUUUUUUUUUUACCCUGCGCAGUCUUUCCUAUGUUAUCUGACAUAGAUUUUCGGGCUUAAAUUGGAAGGACAUAAUGCUUCCCCAUACACACAUAUGCACAUACUUUUUAGCUGUAAAUUCUAGUACCACUUUAACUGUUUUUCGUCCAAUACUAGAAAGUUACUCCUAUCUAGAAUCUCAAUUUUUCAACAUUAAUGUAAUAUUGAAAUAUUUAAUAUACUUUGUUGCUUUUCGACUGAAAGCCCCUACUCACCCCCACUCUCAUACUUUUUGGCCCUUUAUUAAUACAAUUAUGCCUAGUUUUUGUAACCAUCCUCCCAUGGAUCGACCCCAAGACCACACACUUUUCAUCUCUUGAAUUCUAGAUAUAGCAUCUUCAAUUAGUUUUACCCUUUUUUUUUUUUUGCAUUCUACAAUCAUAAGACAAGUAAUGUACGAUAAUAGACAUGCAUACAUAAUUUAGACCAUCACUUUCAGACCUAGAGGAAACAAUGCAUUCACCAAAGUCCUUAAUUGAAUGCCCACUCCCCUAUUUGUUUGGCAAAUAAUUUGUAAAAUUAAUAGUAAUAGUUUAUUUGACCCCCUUUUGAAUGUCCCCUGCUUCCAUACUACAUUCAAUAUAGCAUGUGAAUUAUAGAACACAUGAAUAUAUAAAAUAACAACUUCCAUUCCCAAAAUCACAUUCACAACAGGCCUGUGAAUAAUCUCUCAUAUUCAUUCUGACAAUUCUGUGAGUUCUCAAUUCUAGAUCUGUGUCUCGAAGAAAAGACAGUGCUUGUAUUAUCUACACACACACACAUGCAGGAAAUCAUAAUAGCCUUUGCUGUCUCAAGAAAAAAAAAAAAAGAAACAGAUCAAUCUUUUUUAUUAUAAGUAUUAGUCUAUACUUCACUUUGACCGAAUCUAAAAGGAAAAUAGAAUAAGGCUUUAAAAAUUUAUAAAUUGACUUUUAAGGAAAAAGAAAGAAAAUAUAUAUUUAUGCUUUUUAUAUUAAAUAUGUGGAAAUACUGAAAAUAAAAUACAAAGGUUUAAUAGAAAGCUUGCAGUUUUUCACAAAUUGCAGUGUUCAGGCUGAGCGAGCACCUAAAUGGUGAAAGGAACCUGUGUACAAAAUUUCAUGCAAAUCCCUUUGCUAGUUUAAGAGAUCUCUUGAUCAUUCAGUCUGUCAAUAUCAAUUAUCCAAACCUCAAUAUAAGAGUCUUGCUUGGAUUAUGAGUGUAAGGUACAUUGCCUUUUGUCAUGAUGGUGGUCCUCUGCUGAUUGAACCCUGAACAACUGGAUUUUCUUGGCAUCAUUCUGGAACUAGAAUAUACAAAUGUAGAUCUAUAUAUGACAUUUAUAGAAAAUCUUUAUUCCUGAACAGCAAAAUGCAUGAACAAAAACUGACCAUUCCGCUUAAAAGUUCACAUUAAUUUCAAGUAGUUAACUAGAACAGUCCGAACUGUCAAGUCUAGAAGUUGAUUGAAUGGUAUGAAGAAUGUCCAACUCUGCUUAUGGCUGGUGCAGAGAAGGCUCUGAAGUUUGGAAUGAAAGCCUACUUCUAAAUAGUUCCUAUCCCCAGUUUACAGAAUGUUUCAAAGAUACAGUUUUAGUGUGGGUACCAUGUGGAGUACUUUGGUCAGCCACACCCCUUUAUCUUUACUAUUUGAGUGCAAAAAAGAAACAGACUAUUCCAUUGAACUGUUUCAAUGUUAUGAAAACAAUAUGGGCACUUCUUUUGAUGGUUCUAUCAGUGGUCAGUCUGAUUCAUGACAACUCUCUUACUGGAGAAGUUCCUGUUGCUAAAUAUGUAGCAGGCGGUGUCAAAAUUGCAACAUUUCUCCUGGUUGCACUUUUAUUACAAGCUGAACGUCAUUAUGGAUUCAUAACCUCAGGUGUUCUCUUCAUCACAUUCACACUCCUUUUUAUUGCAGGUGUCAUUCCAUUUUAUUCAAAUAUUAUUGAAGAGACUUACAACUCAGAUCUUUUUGACUUUGUGCUCUACUGCAUUUACUUUGGGUUCUUACUGAUAGAAUAUUUCUUGCUCUUCUGGGCAGACAAAAAGUCAGAGGAAGACUAUAAUCAGAUAUUUGAGAAGGAAGAAUGUCCAGAAACAAAAGCUUCAUUUCCAAGUCAAAUUGUCUUCUUUUGGAUCAGCAAAUUAUUGGUGCGUGGCUAUCGCAAAGACCUUGAGGAGAAGGAUGUCUUCAGAUUAAACCCAAGAGACCAAUCCAACAAUGUUGUUCCAGAUUUUGAAUCUCAAUGGGAAAGGGAAAAACAAAAAGCUAAAAUCAGGAACAGACUUAAAAGAAAAGAGUACAAAGUCAAAACAUCAAGUUUUGAAAAUCCAAGUACAUCUGCAUCAGAGACGUCUGCACUACUGCAAAAUGAAACAGUGCAAUUUUCUGAAAGCCAAAAUGUUAAUGCCAAGAAAAUAGAAGCCUCGCUGCUUAAAACUUUAGUGAAAGUAUUUGGAGGACCUUUACUGAUAAGCCAGAUAUUUAAACUUUUAGCAGAUCUCCUGACAUUUGUAACACCAAUGUUGAUUGAGCAGUUCAUCUCCUUCACUCAACACCGUAGAACAGAGAGGGAAUGGAAGGGCUAUGUACUGGCUUGUUCCUUCUUUGUAGUGGCCAUGUUAAAGACAUGUCUCUAUCAAUAUCAUUUCCAUCUCAGCAUGACUCUUGGAAUAAGGAUAAAAAGUGCAGUCACUGCUGCUGUCUACAAAAAGGCACUUACUAUAAGUAAUGAGGCAAGAAAAGAAUCAACUGUUGGUGAAAUAGUGAACUUAAUGUCAGUAGACUGUCAGAGAUUACAAGAUGUUACUGGCUACCUUUACGUGGUGUGGUCAAUGCCCUUGAUGAUUGUCUUAGCCUUGUACAUGUUAUGGGGAACUCUGGGGCCCUCUUCAAUGGCAGGCCUGGGAGUUCUACUCUUUCUAAUGCCUAUCAAUAUCUGGACAGCCAGUAAGCAAAGAACUUACCAGAUGCAACAGAUGAAAACAAAAGACAGGAGAAUCAAGAUUAUGAAUGAAGUACUCAAUGGAAUCAAGGUUUUGAAGUUGUAUGGCUGGGAGGACUCAUUUCAAGCAAAAAUUACCUCCAUCAGAGAAGAGGAGUUGACAACAUUGAGAAAGACUGCAUACUUGGUAGCAGUCACCAUGUUUAUUUGGACAUGUGCCCCUUAUGUAGUACAGUUGGUCUCAUUUGGAACAUACAUUGCUGUCUCUGAAAGUGGUUAUUUAGAUCCUAGUACAGCAUUUGUCUCAAUCUCUCUAUUUGGCAUCCUGAGGCAGCCCAUGGCUAUGUUACCCAUGAUCAUUCCAUUUCUUAUUCAGGCAGGUGUAUCUAUUAGCAGAGUUUCUAAAUUUUUAUGCAGUGAAGAUCUAGAUUCUGUUGUUGAUCGUGAUCCAAAUUGUGAUGCAGCUUUACAAAUAGAAAAUGGAACAUUUACCUGGGAUUCUAGCCUACACCAGCCAACACUGAGAAGGAUCAAUGUGAAUAUAGCUUCAGGAAGUCUGGUGGCUAUUGUAGGUACAGUUGGGUCUGGAAAAUCAUCUCUACUGUCAGCCAUGUUGGGUGAAAUGAAAAAGCUCAAAGGGAAAGUUACUAUUAAAGAUAGAAUAGCCUAUGUCUCCCAGGAAGCUUGGAUACAAAAUGCCACCUUGAGAGAUAACAUUCUUUUUGGAAGUCCAUACAACAGCAGUGAAUAUGAGAAAGUUAUAGACGCCUGUGCUUUGAGACCUGACCUUGAGAUAUUUCCUGCCAGAGAUAAAACUGAGAUUGGGGAAAAAGGCAUCAACUUAUCAGGUGGUCAGAAACAGAGAGUCUCCCUGGCCAGAGCUGUGUACAGCCAAGCAGACACGUACUUGUUAGAUGAUCCUCUCAGUGCUGUAGAUGCUCAUGUUGGGAAACAUAUUUUUAAAGCUGUGAUAAGCCACAGGGGAAUACUCAAAGAUAAGACUCGAGUACUUGUGACCCAUGGCAUACAUUGGCUGCCUUUUGUUGACCAUAUAAUUGUUGUUGAUAAUGGCCAGAUCUCAGAGGAAGGUUCUUACGAUGCACUCUUAUCUCAUGAAGGUGCUUUUGCUAAAUUCUUAAAAGAAUAUUUCCAACAGGAAUCUGAAUCUGAGGUAGAUGAAGCCCAUCUGGAGGAUCCUGAAAUCCAUCAGUUAAAAAACAAGAUAUUAGAAAGAUUAGAAAGUGUCACAUCUGAUGCUACCUCAGAGGAAGACACAAAAAGGCAUUCUGAGAAAAUAGAAAGUGUUAGGCGGAGAGCUCUGUCUUACCAAAGUAUAUCAUCAACACAAAUAGUUGGAAAGAAAACUGAACAGAAACUGACUGGACAACAAUUAAUAGAGGAAGAAAAGGCUGAAAUAGGCAAUGUCAAGUAUAAUGUGUACCUGGUGUACAUCAAGGCUGUUGGAUUAUUUACAUUCAUCUUCAUGACCUUGAUCUUCACAAUAUUUCAAGGCUCGAGCACCUUCUCUGCCAUUUGGCUCAGCAUGUGGACUGAUGACAAAUUGUUGGCUAAUGUCUCAGCUGCUGGAAGCUCUGAAUAUGUGGCUAAAAAUAAUUUGUACCUGGGAAUUUAUGGAGCACUUGGAUUUGCACAAGCCCUACUUCUAUUAACCUUUGCCAUACUGGCCACAACAAAGAUGGUGAUGGCUGCCGGAAGACUCCAUUUAAAUCUGCUUGAUAACAUUCUGAAAGCACCCAUGUCAUUUUUUGACACGACUCCAAUAGGUCGAAUUGUGAACAGGUUUUCCAAAGAUGUUGAAACUGUGGACAACACUUUGCCAAAUACUAUCAGAACUUGGUACAUGUGUGUCUUCGCUGUUUUAGGAACAAUAGCAACCAUCUCUUACAGCACACCAUUGUUUCUGGUGGUCAUUGUCCCUUUGGGAAUUUUGUAUUGGCUCAUACAAAGAUUCUACAUCCCUACAUCCCGUCAACUCAAGAGAAUUGAGUCCACUACCAGGUCACCCAUCUACGUUCACUUCUCAGAGACUGUCAGUGGUGCUGCCACCAUCAGGGCUUAUGGUGUCACUGAGAGAUUCAUUGAAGACUCUAAAGCCAGAGUGGAUCACAAUUUGUCCUUCUAUUUUGCUAGUUUAGUUUCCAAUCGUUGGCUUGGUCUCUACCUUGAAUGUAUUGGCAAUUUAAUCAUUCUAGCAGCAGCUAUCUUUGUUUUAUUGACUGAAGACCUGCCUGCUGGGCUAGUUGGCUUAUCUGUUUCAUAUGCAACUGAGAUAACAAGUGCCUUGAACUAUGUUGUGAGAACUUUAAGUGAUCUUGAAACAAACAUUGUGUCUGUGGAGAGGAUUAAAGAAUAUUGUGAAACAGAAAAUGAGAAAGCAAGGAUUAUUCCAUUCAAUCGACCGCACCCCAGUUGGCCUCAAGAGGGGAAAAUUAAAUUCAUUGACUACAAAGCUCGGUAUCGUCCAGGUCUUGAGCUGGUUCUUAGAGGUGUCACAUGCGAUAUCAAAGCUGGAGAGAAGAUUGGUAUUGUGGGAAGGACAGGAGCUGGGAAAUCUUCUUUGACUAUUGCUUUGUUUCGUCUGAUUGAGGCAGACAGUGGAAGUAUUACCAUAGAUGGCAUAAGGAUAUCAGCUAUUGGUCUUUUUGACCUUAGGUCUAAGCUGACAAUAUUACCUCAGGAUCCUGUUAUAUUUUCUGGGACACUGCGCAUGAAUCUUGAUCCAUUUAAUGAGCAUUCAGACGAUCUGCUUUGGUCAGCCCUAGAACAUGCGCACUUGAAAGCUUAUGUGGAUACUCUACCUCAAAAGCUAAAUUACGAGUGUGGAGAAGGAGGCUUGAACCUAAGUGUUGGCCAGCGUCAGCUUAUAUGCCUGGCUCGAGCUCUCAUUAGGAAGACUAAAGUCCUGGUCCUGGAUGAAGCCACUGCAGCUGUUGAUAUGGCCACAGAUGAGCUCAUUAAAAAAACUAUUCACUCAGAGUUCAAGGAUUGCACUGUUCUCGCCAUUGCUCACAGACUCAACACAAUCAUGGAUUAUGAUAAGAUUCUAGUGAUGGACAAAGGUCAGGUGAAAGAAUUUGACUCCCCACAAACUUUGUUGGCUGAUAAAAACUCAGUAUUUUAUAACAUGGCCAAAGAUGCUGGAAUAGUUUAAUAUUUCAAAAUUAAUUGUCGAAUAGUUCCACAUUGUUUUAUCUAUACAAUUAUAUUAGCUUCACAGAACCUAGUAACUUUUUCACUUACCAGUAUAUCACAUUAUGUUGUGAUGAGUGUAAACAUUUAACCAUUUAACAUUUUUCUCUUCAUAUUAGCCAUGGAACAAAAUAUAUUUAAGUUAACUUAUGUAAAAACUCUGGUUUUGAUUGUCUUUCUUAUUUCAAGUAAUCAUGUAGUUAAGAGUUGUUCACAUUUAUUUUUAUGAAAUAUUGCUAAAUUAUUUUGUUGUCAUUUCAUUUUAUUUUACAAAUGUAUAUAAAUAAAUUCCAUCAUGCCAGUAAUGCAGUAAUCCUAUACUCCAA